CCCGGAAGAAGCAUAGCGACUGCGCCAGGCAAGUCAGACAGAGACGGAGGAUAGCGCGAGCAGCCGGUGAAGACGCUGGCCGGAUGGUUAAAUCUCACCUCCAGACGAUUUUGAAUAGUCAUUGUUUUGCCAGAGAGAAAGAGAGGAACCCACGGACCAUGCCUGUUGUUGAGGAGCCCGGUAACAAAGCCACGAGCGGCAGCAUCUCCAGUUCCAGGGGGUGCUCCCGCUGUUCCAGUAACCCGUGUCCGGGGCCUCUGUGGUGCUCCGAUGCCCCUCUCCCACCCCUGAAGAUCCCAGGUGGGCGAGGGAAUGACCAACGGGAUCGCAAUCUUUCAGCUAAGCUGCUUUUCUCUGAUGCUCAUCUGCUGGUUUUUGAGGAGCCUCCCCCCGCUAACAGCCGAGUGCGCUUCCUGCUGUUUGAGCCCCGCCGCUCUGAAGGCAAGCAGUGCUUGUGGAGGGCCGCGCUGAAAGGAGCCAACCUCUAUGUGGAAAUCCCUCCAGGCGCUUUGCCCGAGGGCAGCAAAGACGGUUUUGCACUUUUGCUGGAAUUUGCAGAAGAGCAGCUUCAGUCAGAUCACGUGUUCAUCUGCUUUCACAAGAACCGCGAUGACAGAGCUCCUCUGCUACGAACGUUCAGCUUCCUGGGCUUUGAGAUUGUUAGACCGGGUCAUCCCCUCGUCCCGUCCCGCGCCGACGCUUUCUUCAUGGCUUACAGCAUCGAGCGAGACUCCUCCGAUGACGACUGAAGUCCCGCUCAGCAGUUAGAUGUUCUUCACUCUAGAUUCCUCUCUGUGCUGCGCUUCUGUCAGAUGAUGCCGCUUAGUUUUUGAUGUGCGCCCCCCCCCCCCCCUUUCCUAUCAUGCAGCAUAUUAACGAUAGACUGAUAUCUUGCUUGUGAUGUUGUCGUGAUCAUCAGUGGAGUAGCUGGGUAAUAUUUUUUAUUGUGCAUGAUUUGAUUCCGGUUCUUUCCAUAGGUAUUUGCAUGUUGUACGUGGAUUAAAUAAACAUGUUCUCCCUGCA
Messenger RNA from Oryzias latipes (Japanese medaka), 1023 nucleotides. RefSeq names its product ornithine decarboxylase antizyme 1a (gene oaz1a). The record is from RefSeq and is a predicted model, not a curated record. Gene Ontology annotation, cellular component: cytoplasm; nucleus. Lineage: Eukaryota; Metazoa; Chordata; Actinopteri; Beloniformes; Adrianichthyidae. Gene Ontology annotation, molecular function: ornithine decarboxylase inhibitor activity. Gene Ontology annotation, biological process: positive regulation of protein catabolic process.